This is a messenger RNA of Paramuricea clavata, 27198 nucleotides long. Lineage: Eukaryota; Metazoa; Cnidaria; Anthozoa; Malacalcyonacea; Plexauridae. The record is from the annotation of a GenBank genome assembly.
AGUGAUAAAGAUUGUUUAGUUGUGCUUGAUGAUGUUUGGAGUGUUGACGACGUUGCUGUGUUUGAUCACCUUUCUGGGAAAUGCCAAUUAUUAAUAACUACUAGAGAUGCUAAAGUUGUUCGUAGCUCAAAAGGUUUUGUGUACGAACUCCAAUUUAUGGCUCAGGAUAAAUCCCGAGCGCUCUUGUAUCAAAGUGCCGGGGUCGAACCAGACGAACUGUCUACGUUUAGUCCAGAAAUGCACCAGAUUGUCAAAGAACUGUUAAAGCAGUGCCGAGGAUUACCGCUGGCUCUGUCGCUAGUGGGCUCAAAUUUAAUCGACACUCGCUUACAACAAGACUGGCAAGAUGUAUUGGGGUACUUUCAAAAUGCUGGCUUGGAACAAUUACAUUCACAGUUUCCCACUGUGACGUAUCCUUACGAUAACAUCUUAGCAGCCAUUGAUGCUAGCUUUCAACGUUUGGAGAAAAACGAACGAGAGAAAUUCCUUGAUUUUGGUAUAUUCCCAGAAGAUAUAAAUGUAGCGUCAGAUAUCCUCGAGCUGUUUUGGUCUUCGAAAGAAGCCGGGAGAACAUCGUGCAGCCCUCAAGAAGGGAGAUGUAUACUUAAGGCACUUGAGAGGAAAUCACUGAUUCAAAAAGGUCAGUACAUGGGGGUGGGUGUACAUAACGAAAUGGCAAGUGUAUUCUUUAAAGGUCCCUGUAUAUAUGAAAUGCGGGAUGAGAUGUUUGCCAGGGUGCGACGAUGAUUGGGAUUCCGCCAUGUGUAUAGUUCCCUCAUAUUUAUUGCAUUCUUUUUACAUGGAAGCGAGACGCUUUUCGUUCCGUCCCGGCAAGGUGAAAUCCCGGUUUAACAAUCGGGAUCCUGCUUGGGACGGGACGUUUUCACCAUAAAAAUGCUCCAUUCCGCAACCGGGAAAAUGUUAAUUUCUAUAUAGUGACAUUUAUUGCAGGUUUUCGGCCACUGAGUUUCCUGGUUCGUGUUUUUCGUCAGUAUGAGGUAAAAUACGUGUACCCUGUAUCACGUAAAUUGUGAAAGCGUAAUGUUUUAUUAACAUUUCAAGACUGCUUUUGAAGGUUGUCACCGAUCGAUUAAAACUAAAUUCAAACUUGUAGUUAAAAUUUCACAUUCACUCGAGAAAUUAUUUGUCAUUCGGUAAGAUAGAUUUAACAUUUUCCAAAUAAACCAAAUGCUAGUUUAUUUCAGGUUUGUGGUUUUCAUUAGGACAAAAAUACUGUAUUUUUAGUAGCGUACUUUCCAAAUUUAGAACUGCAUUUUUUUUAACCGUUGUCCCGAUUAAUACAAGUGACGAUCUGUCCAUCUGACGGGCACACAUUGCUUAGUAGACGAGACCAAUGGACCAGACCAAGUAGCCAAAAUAGCGUGAUCGAUACUGGAAAUGGUUUCCGGAAUAAAUUGGAAUAUUUGAAAUAUUUUUCGAAAUAAAUAGUUGCUGCCAAGCAAGCAGACUUUUCUUGGCACUGACAACGUUUCUCCCAAUCUUGUACCCAGAGAAAUCAUCGUUGACUCUGGGUACCAGAUAGCGUUUCUCCAGAGUUCACUAGGCCCAGUCUUUCGCGCGAUCUAUAUAUUGCUUAUUGCAUCUACUAUUUCUAUGAUAUAUUAUCGCAAUGUUGAUUUAGCGUCCAUUAGCUAGAUACCCGUAUGUCUGUUCCAAUUAGCGAACGUUAUAGACGGACGUCCAAAUGUUGCGAACUUGCAAUUAGCAAACUCAAUUAGCAGACGUAUAAUAAACCGAAAAAUAGACGGAAAUUGUAUACGCUCGCGUUAUCUGACUAUCUGACUCAUUUGGAAUAUAUUGUAUUUCUUGAUGAACACUACAUGUAAAAUGUAUUUGUUUGUUUUUGUUUGCACAUUCCAGUGAAAAGCAGCGCUCCUUCAUGAUGUUUUCGGCAUUUUAAACAGCACGAAAUAGUCCAAUAUGUCCCCAGGCUUUUUCCCAUCCAUCUUUUGAGAGCGUCGAGUUUGAAGCAGUACUUUUAAUUCCUUGCGAUAGUAACUUUUUGUUCAAUAUAGUGUUUACACACCGUUGUGUAUAAACACUUGUCAAGAUGAUCUUCACGCACCACAGAAGCCUAUCUGAGUGGAAUAAAUAAGUAGAUAGUUCAUCUUCACUGAUGAUUUGUCUGUUUUCUGCAUUUAUACGCAGAUAAAUUAUCAUGCGAACUAUCUCUUUUUUGUCCAAGUAUAUCCAGUGCCCGGUUGUACAGAGACCGGAUAGCGCUAUCCACCGGAUAGUGAUUCUUCAACCUUCGUAAACGUGCAUAAAAAGCUGUGAAGCUACAGAUAUAGACCUCACAAUAAUUAUAAAAACUCUUUUAAUGAAUAAUUACUGAACUUUAUUUAAUCUUGAUUAUACUAUUGAACAGACACUUUUAGAAAAUUUGAAACAAUCACUAUCCGUUGAAUAACGCUAUCCGGCCUUUGUACAACCGACCCCAAACUGAUAGUCCAUCUCUAAUACAAAUUGGGUUACUAACAUGAACGCUCCCCGUCGACCUUUUUCAGGACCUGAACUCCAAGGGAAGACAAGCUACCGUGUCCAUGAUCUACUCUUAGAAUUUGCCCGGCAGAAACUUCAAGCCUCUGGCACACUAGCUGAUGUCCAGCGCGUGUUCGUGAAAAUACUUCGUGGCCAAUGCGUGAAUGGUGAAUGGACUACUACUUCAAGUCUCUCUCAAAGAGACUAUUAUUUCAAGUACCUACCCUAUCACAUAUUCUCCUCCGAACAACAGAGUGAAUUAAUUCAACUAUUGUUCGACUUUCACUGGCUCGAACAAAAAGUGAAACACACGAAUUUUCCCUCCCUAAUAUCAGAUUUUCGUUUCCUGGAUACGCCCUUGCAGCACGAAAUCAAACUUCUCAAAAAGUCGUUAAUGUUAUCUGCCGACGCCAUCGAGAAAAACCCGAGUUCCAUUGGUCCGCAGUUGCUAGGUAAUAAAACUAAUGUACCUUUUUUUGGCUUACCUUUCCUUCGCUUACCUUCAAACACUCAUUAAUAAUUCAUAACGUUAUUGGAAAAUCAUGUCAACCAUAAUAUGUCAUGUGCAGUGGCUUUAAACCUGAUAAAACACUCCUAAUUAGUAUUCUUUAUAUAAAGAAACUAAUAAGGCAGUAUGCAUUGUAGUUGUGUCCUCAUUAGUAGUAUUCUUUAUAUAAAGAAUACUAAUAAGGCAGUAUAUCUAUUGCAUUUGUAGUCGUGUUUGCAGCCGUUUAAUAAACUUGCAGGUCGUGUUUUAUUAUAUCUAAUAGCUAAAGGUCGCUAAAGCCUAAAACACUCCUGCUCGUUUAUUAAACAGUACUUAAUAGGUUAACUUAUGUAGUUCUAUCAGUUUUAAACUGCCUGUGUACAGUCAGAGUUAUUUUUUAAUUAAUGGUGCAGUUUUACUACAGCAGGAAAUAUAACUUUGCUUAUAUUGAAUAGCUCUGUCAGUUUUAAACUGUUCUUCCUGGAGGCGUGUGUAGUCAGGGCCGCUCCUUAUUGGUGCAGUGUACUGCACGAGGAAACCUAAACUAAUCUAACUUGACGUAUCCUGGGAAGCGCUAUAAUCGACGACCGGCCAACACUCUGAAAGGUACACUCUGAUGGGAGUUUUUGUUACAAGCUGUCAACUGGCAUUUUCUUAUAGCUUACCCAUCGGUUAACAAGACUAUAUAUAUAUAUAUAUAUAUAUAUAUGUUGGCACCUCUGAUUUUGGCUUAUAUAGUUGAAAAGUUCAGAAUUUUAAAAUGUUGCUUAAUAAAGUACUAUGUUGACAAAAAUUUCAAAUUCACUUUUCCCAAAGAUAAUCUAUACCAUUAGAAAGAUCGAGGAGAAAUAUAUAUAAGACAUUUAAGCAAGUAGUCAAGCCGGUUUUGAGUUAAAGGAGCGUAAAGUUGGAAAGAUAGUAACUAUUGGAGUCAAUUGGGGCAUUUUCUGCAACUGAUUGGCUACGCAAAUCAUACUACUCGCUUAAAUGUCUUAUAUAUACUUUCUUGCAAAUCUUCUAAUGGUAUAGUUUAUAUUUGUUAAAAGUGAAGAUGUAAUUUUGUAUUUUUUUCAUCGAUAGUGCUUUUUAUAAAAACAUUUUCAAAUUCUCCAAUUUUUCAUCUAUAAAGGCCAAAUCAGAGUUGCCAAAAUAUAUAGUCUUGUUCGUUAAUACAUAUACUUUCUGAAAAUGUUAGUUGGCAGCGUGUAACAGAAAAUGCCAUAAAACAAAUUUUGUUGCACAUUUUCAGGUUUUGGCCGGCCGUCUGUAAGUUCGUAAGGGUCAAUCCAUUGUUUCUACAAGUGGAAGCAAAGUUCCCAGAGAAAACGUGAGAACUAUAUAUUUGCAUAUUCGAUCAAAGAGUAUUUAUAAUCAGACAUCUGCACACUGCAUGAAUCGAAGCCGAGGCAUUAACCACUGUGCCACCAGUACCUAUUUUUUAAAAUUUAUAUAAUUUUUUCAAGAGCGUAAAUCUUCUGCACUAGUAUUAUAAAUAGUAUUAUAUACGCAAUGCUAAAACUGUUGUACAUUUGUGUUCUAGGUAGGUUGCUAUCGUAUGCCAGUGACGAAUGCCCGAGCGUGAAGAAGCUGUUAGACGACGUCCGUGAAACAAGCCGGAAGACUUGCCGUCUUUUACCAUUAUUUUCCUGCCUCAAACUUGAAGGGGCAGAGAUAUUUAAAAAGAACGUUGGUUCUCAAGUAUGGUCAUUAGCAACGUGCACUACUUCAACUGGCACUAUUGUCAUUUCUGGUUUGCAUAACGGUUCGAUCCGCAUCCAUGAACUAGAGACAGGUAUGUAGCUGUAUGCUAAAGAUAAAACAGAAAGCAAAGUUUGGGAGUUUUAACCAUCUUUCCUUGCAGCUGAGUCCUGAAUAGCGAAGGACACAGCUCAAGGAACUAGCGAAGGACACAGCUCGCUGGUAGGAAACAGCGAGUAGUCAUUGAUGAGAAUGUUCUAAUUGGCAAAAUACCCAGGCAGGGGUCCCCGAGGGGUCUGUAUUGGGCCCACUGUUGAUUCUUAUAUAUAUAUUAAUGAUAUUGUUAAUAAUAUUUCAACAGAAUGUUUUCUAUUUGCCGAUGACUCUUUAUUGCUUGACGAGGUAGAGUCACCUGUCGAUUCAGCUAGGAAAAUAAAUUGUGCCCUUAGCUCGAUCUCUACGUGGGCUGACCGGUGGCUUGUCACAAUGAAUGCCGAAAAAACAGAAAGUAUGAUCUUUUCAGCUAAAAAAGACAAACCAAUUCAUCCUCUCUAUUUAUCAAAUGUGUUAAUCAAAGAGGUUUUUCAGCAUGAGCAUUUAGGCGUUACGCUUAGAUUUAAUCUUUCAUGGCGUUCUCACAUUUUAAAAAUCCAUCAAAAAGUCUCAAAACGUUUAAAUCAUGCUUAAACUUAUGAAGUUAAUAUUGACCAGGAAAACACUUAAUACUUUGUAUAAAUCUCUGGUUCGUUCAUGCUUGGAAUAUGCAGAUAUUGUUUGGGAUGGUUGUAUCGAAACUGAUAAUGAUCUUCUUGAACAACUCCAGUAUGAAGCAGCUAGAUUGGUUACGGGUGCUAUAAAGGGAACAUCUCGUGAAGGAUUGCUUAAUGAAGUGGCAUGGGUCAAACUGAAAGAAAGUCGUACCUAUCAUAAGUUGAAUAUGAUUUAUAAGAUAUUUAAUAAUCUUACACCAUCCUAUUUACAGGAACUCUGUCCGGUCCAAGUUAGAUCUAUAACAGCUUACAAUCUCCGUACUCCGGAGAAGAUUAUAUCAUAUCCCACAUGCUAGGACUGAACGUUUUAAAAAAUCCUUUUCAGUCUCCUCAAUCAAACUUUGGAACACUUUGCCACUUGACGUUCGUAGCUCUCACUCAUUAGCUUGUUUCCAAAACAGCUAUAUGAAGUGGCGUAAAAUGCCAAAAAUCAAUACCCUAUUUACCACUGGAAAUUGCAUGGCUUCUUUAUUGCAUACUCGAUUUCGUUUACGUAACAGUACUUUAAAUUAUCCUUUGUUCCUGAUGAACUGUGUGGCCUCACCAAUGUGUAGUUGUGGUUUAGCAAAUGAAACAGAGCUCCACUUCUUCUUUGAAUGUAAUCGAUUUGCUGCUGAACGUUGUGUUCUUCUUGCUGCCGCUGAACAAUUGCUCGGUACUUUAUGGUUAAACUCGUCAACAUCAAUGCGCUUUCAAUGAAUAAACGUUAAGCUAUUUUCACUUGUGCAGGACUUUAUUAUUAAUUAUAAACGUUUUUGUUAAGAUUUAUAAGUGCAUGUGUACAUAAUAUUAUGUGUGAUCUUUGUGGUGUUAUGUUAAUCUUGAUUUGAUGUGCAUGUUUCUGCCAUUCGUCUGUUUAUCGUACUUAAUAUGUGUCUGUUCUGUGUAUUUUAGUCCGAAUGUAAUGUCAUUUUUUGUCAGUUAACCUUGUAAUCAAUCUCGUACCCAGAGCAAUGCCUGUGCGCAGGCUAGGAUGGCAUUGGAUCUGGAGAAAUUGACAACCGGAACCCCUAAAUUUAGGGGUUCCGGUUCUUUGUCGGCAUGCACGAUUGAUGAACGUUUAAACCAAUCACAACACAGGAAAAUUUCAAUUUCCUCAGAGCCAAUGCCAUCCUAGCCCGCGCACAGGCAUUGCUCUGGGUACGAGAUUGCCUUGUAAUAUUAUAUUGUAUGACAAGAUUUCCCAAGAUAAGCCUGAUGAUUUUGGAAAAAUUGUCUUUUUUAUUAAUUAAAUAUUGUUUAAAUCAAACGUGACUGACUCACUAGGACGCCUCUGGCUGCCACUAUCAGGCCUCGAAUUUCCCUGAAAUCAAUCGACGGCAAUGGCGUUAAAAAUUGCCGUAGAACGUAACAGCUGUCUACGGCAAUUUUGGCAGUUUCCACGGCAUUUUUCAAAUUACUGUAAUAAAACUUUAAUUUUAUUGUUACUUUGGAUUUAUGACAAGCUAGAAACAUAUCUACGUACUUCUUUAGUGUUUUGUUUUCGAAGAAAACUGAGACUAAAAUAGUGAUUUACGCAUGAUUUGAUCAACAUCUGAAUUCAAGUAUCGAAGUAGUAAUGCACAGUGAAUAGUAUAAAAAUUGCACUACACGGCAAAAAAUUGCCGUCGUUGCCGCAAUGAUCCACGGCAUUUUGUUCUCCCUCUACGGCAAUUGCCGCGAUUGCCGCGAUAAAAUUCGAGCCCUGGCCACUAUACAGCUGUGGUGAAAGGGUCUGGGAGAAAACCCCAUGUAGAAGUACAAGAAAGAACCAACUACAGAGGCGGAUCCAGCGUUUUAGAUGACCGGUUUACUAGGUCCACACAACCUCUUGGGGGGUCCGUUCAUGCUCCCCCGGGAAAUUUUUAAAAUUUGGGCCUCUGAAACAGCGUUUCCUGCGUUCUGGCGUCACUUUUAAAAUUAAUUUAAUCGUUAGAAAAUACAUGUUUUUAAGAGAAUUAGGACUAAUAUAGGCAGCUCAAACAAUGAAUUGGACCUUUUCGGAAACUUAUUAGCUAGUGAUGAAAAUAUAGGAUUGGCAAAUCGCUGACGCAUCGAUAUUUAUUACAAGUACAACAAGUAGAGAUGCUUUUAAAUAUAAACAUAGUUGUAAUUAUAGAUCUAUACGCUUUCAAACCAACCGCUUUAACAAUGAAAUAGAAACCAAACUGCAAGACUUAGAGCGUGAAAGUUUCACAAUCAUUUCCCAAUUCUCUAUAUCGCGAACGCAAUGAUUCGGUCACGCAAUAUAUAUUAUACACAUAUUUCGCGCUAUCAUGAGUAUAGACUGAGUAGAAGUUACACGUAUAAACAUCGAUACGCUUGUUGAUGGAUCGAUAAUUAUUAUACAGUAAGUAGAAAUAGAUUACAGUUAUAACUUUAGACUAUAUACUUUUAUACAAACCUUCAAAAUGAACAAGAAAUCCAUGCAAAUGCUUCUAUCGCGAACGCAAAAGUUCAGUCACGGAAAUUGUAAUAUAAACAUAUUUCGCGCGUCAUCGAGUUGUGUUAACUUUCAUGCCCAGUUUUCUCUAAAUACUGGUAGACUCACAGGUUUAUGACCUGUUUACAACCGGCGGAGCGCAGCCGUUUAGCCAAUCGAAUGGCGUAUCGACCGGUUUACUCUCAUUGAAAAAACUCUGACCACCGGUUUACUCAUAAUUGAGGGCGGUUAUGAGUGAUUCAUGCGAUGUUUCAGUCCACGACCCACGACGAUAUAUUGGCAGAUUAUUAGUCUAGUAUUACAACAUUUCAUAAGAGGGAACCAACGCUAUAAGUCCUUAAUUUAAUUAAUUUAAAAAAUGCUUAUUAUGUAAGUGGGUCUAAAUACGCUUGGUAAUCCGUAAUCAAAUUUCAAGUGCAUGGCGUAAUAGAUUAGACAACAUCAAUUUUAUGAAACAGAAUAUUCUUUAAAUUAGUCAUAUACGUGGAAGGUUAUAGAUUUCCUUUGUUUGGAAAAUUUGACAGGUUUAUAUAAACCUGUCAAACCUGUCUGAAUCCGCUCCUGAACUGUACACUGUAAAAACUGAUUGGUCGAAAUGACCAAAAAAAAUUGGUCACCUGGAUGCAUCUGAGAGAACCAAUUAAAAAUUGUCGUUUUAACCAAUAAAAUUAACCAUUAAUUAAUUGGUCAUUUAAACCAAUAGUAAUUGGUUAAUAUAACCAAAUAUUUUUGGUUGUUUUGACCAAUUAAUAACAUGGUUAAUUUUAUUGGUUAAAACGACCAUUUUUAAUUGGUUCUCUCAGAUGCAUCCAGGUGACCAAUUUUUUAUUGUCAUUUUGACCAAUUAGUUGUCACAACCUAUACACUGCAUUAAAAUGAAGAACAUUUGUGAGCCAUACAUCACUGAACAUAUAUACAUGGAAUUUAUUAAAAAAUAUAUCAAUAUUAUUUAAUAAGACAAUUAAAUAAGCUAGAGCUACCGGUACCUGGUGUAUAUAAUGCAUGCAAUCAUUGGGAAACUGUAGACAAAAUGACUCCUACAUAUUGGAGUAAGGAAAGGCCUUAACUAACCUUAGAAAUCAAUGUGUUUCUUAGAACUAUGUGGGAGCAAUUACAAAGAAAUACAAUUACUUUGCCAAGUAGUUAUAUUACUACCUGAAAAAAAAACAGGCAGAAACUCAACGUUCCCAGCGAAGGGCUUUCGCUCAAAACGUUGAGUUCUGCUUGUUGUUUUCAGGUAGUAAUAUAACCACUCGGCACUGACAGCAAUUUCACAUUGGUGCUACCAACACUGGUACUGGUACAGACAUUUUUAACACAAUUACAAGCCUGCCAGCAUGAAUUGAACCUGCAGCCCUGCAAUUCUACUUUUGCCAAGAUGUAACCAUAACUUCCUGUAUAUAUACCAUGGUGGUGUCAUUGGUAGUAUAUUUAAAACGUUGACGAAGAAACGGCACAAGAUCUCCCAGGCGCUCCUCAGUUUUCGAUGCCUCAAGCCCAUAACCCCCUGCGCUUGUUCGUCGCGAUGCACUACUUCAUGUAAACCUUUCACAUAGCGACUCGCAAGAAAUUUUUUUAUUAGCGCCUGGGGACGAGGCAGAUCGUCGCGUGCGAUUGAACAAUAAGAAGCCGAUACUGGUAAUAAACCAAUCUGACUUGGCAACAUUCAAGAAAAAGCGCGUCAACCAGCUAGGUCUUGUGAUAUUUUACACGAACUGCAGGCUCAAAAUUUUUGGUGAAUACUCAUAGUAACGAAAAACGGAACCUAUAAAAUAUUAGAAUUUUGUAACGUCACGCGAAAAAGAUUUAUCACCCUCUUUUUAAAAAUACUUAUAAUCUAUCUGUAUAAACAGGCAAAGAAUUGCAAGUACUCGAAGGACAUACAAAUACAGUGUGGUGUUUGGCUCUGUCACACAGUCAAAGACAUCUUGCGUCAGGGUCACGUGACAAUACUGCAACAAUCUGGAAUACAGAUACUUUUGAACAGCUAAAAGUUUUACAAGUAGAAGGUGGUGAUGUGAAUGCAUUGGAUUUCAGUACAGAUGAUCAGAGACUAUUUACUGGAUCGCAAGAUGGUAAGCAUCUAAAGCCCCGGUCAAACGAGGAUGAAAAUUGAUAAGAGUUGGCAAGCGAGAGUGUGCAUGUGAGUUUUUUCAACACGAGUUAAUUAGAGUUAGCUGUAAAACGCAAGUGAGAGUUGCAACUCUUAUCAACUCUCAUCCAGGUAAGUUUGACCGGGGCUUAAGUGUUUCGCACCUGGGCUCGCAACGUUUCAAACAAGUCUUUUAAGACCGUCACAAUUAAUUUCUGAAAAUGUCAGAUACGUCGUCUUCUGCGCAUCUUAUUCAGCACGACCUGCACGCAGUCCUUGGUAGUCUUUAGACAUGCAAGCACGAUUAUAAUCUGCCAGUUUAGAUUCAUUGUUUGCUUUGUACAUAAAGUUUUUCUACGACUGAUUGAGUUAUACCGCACAUAUUUGCAAGUUACCCUCUGUGACUGUGCGGAACAGAUCUUACACAACCCCUAGCUACCUCUUCUAUAAGUGCCACUAACCCUAUACAUAUAAGUUUUGGUAUAUCUAACAUUUUAGUCAUUUUUAAAGAAAUGCAAUAUGGCUUGUCGGGAAGAACUUAUCUUUAUCGACAUUUUUGCUAUGAUGAAUUGCAAAUUAGUUCGCCUUUAAUUUUUGCUUCUAAAAUUCAUCUAGUGACACCAUAUCCGGCAAUUUCGACGGUGAAAAAAUUUAUCAAGAUAAAACUUUCCACGCAAAGAUGUAUUAUAUUUCUUCUCGGAAUGACCCAAAUAUUACACGUACCAAAAUUCGCAUUUGAGGUUAGACAUAAUUAAUGAAAGAUCUCAGACGAGAACCUGACUAAUUCUUGUCCUGAUGUGUACUAGGCAAACUAACAGUAUGGCGUGUGAGCACAGGUGAACGAUUGGAUGUCAUUCCUGCACAUGAUGUUGCGAUCAUGAGUCUGUGUACUACUAAAGAUGGACUAUACAUUGCUACUGCAUCUUGGGACCACACUAUCAAGUUAUGGCGAGCUGAUACAUUAAAUUUUGAAGCUACUUUGGUUGGCCACACUGACGUUGUGGGAAGUGUAGUGGCAGCAGGUAUGUUUGUAAUGUAUCUUGCUUGAUACAGUGAAGAAACAACCCUCACUUUUGUACUUUAACUGGACGGUAGAAAGCAUGUUCUGAGGGCAGGUAAAUGCAGGUACACGCUUAAUAUAAUACUAUAUUGCAAAUUUAACAUAGUAUAGUAAUACUGUCAACAGCUCACUAAUUAAUUAAGGAAAUAAAUAGUUUAAAAUUCUGAAAACUGGGAAGAAUUGUUUUUGAAUAGAUCGAAAUGAGAACCAGUUAAGAAAUAACUCGUCCUGAUUUCUUGCUAAGUACCCAUUAUGAAGAACCACUUCAGCCUGACAUAAAAAUUCGUGGUUCUUUUUUACCGGUUUUUACUGUAGAACAGCCUCAGAAUUUGGGGGGGGGGAGGCAUUUGAGGGGCAAACUCAUAUUUGGGGGGGGGGGAAGAUAGAAUUUUUAAAAAGGUACUGCUAUUUGCCAAUGCCGUUGUCACAGGACUUUUGUCCCCUCCCCCUAGGAGAUUCGCCCCCUCUCAAAAGGGGCCGAUAUUCCUAGGAAUACCGCCCCCGGGAGACGAAUAUCCUAGGAAUAUCCCCCCCAGAGGGGCGAAUGCCUCAGGAAUAUCCCUCCCCGUUUAGGAUAUUCGCCCCCCAUAUAUACGCGAUGUGGUUAUUCAAAUAGUUUCGUGAUACUUUCAUCUUAUUAGUGCCUUAAGGCCCAUACAGACCGGACGCUAUUUGGCAACGCGACGCGAAUUUUCAGUUUUCAAUGACAUUUAACUUUAAUAUGUUUCAUUGUUUUUCAAAUAUUCGGGACCACUUAGCAAUUUCAGCUAUUUGGUCUGCAUACCUUGUAAAAUUUUUAUCUGUUGACAGUUUUAUUUGUCAGUUGAAAACUGAAAAUUCGCGUCGCGCUGCCGAAUCGCAUCCGGUCUGUGUGGGCCUUUUAUACACGUUUGAGAAUUUAACUUUGCAAAACUAAAGCUUUUUUGUCUUUUUUGAAACGUAUUAUUGGAGUAUUGGCAAGUUUUACCAUUCAGAGAUUUACAAACUAAUAUUAAAACUGUAAAAGACAGUUUCAUGUAUACGGCGCAUUCACUGAGUUAUGACAACCAGGGUUCGUAGCGGUCUUCAAAAUCCUUGAAAGUCUUUAAAUUUGAAUUCAGGUCUUUGAGGUCUUUGAAAAGUCUUUGAAUUGUGUGAAAAAGCGAAGAAAGUCUUUAAAUUCUUUAGUGAUUAUUUGAUUAUACGAUUUCCUAGCUAAUAAAAGAGAUUGAUUGAAGCAAGAUUUUCGCAAAUAUCGACGAAAAGGUGCAUUUUAGGAUGUGAUUUGUCCGGACUAAUUACCGGGUCAAAAUGGUGCUUACACUCGCAAUUUUUCGACAGUUGAUGCUCUCAAAGAUCUUUGAAAAGUCUUUUACUAUAAGCAAAAAAAAACUUUGAAAGUCUUUGACUAUUUUUGGUCUUGGAGACUACGAACCCUGUGACAACUUAUAAGCCAUACAUUUUCCGAUAACGACAAAACGCCUGUGUAGCCUUUAGUCGCUAUCAGUGACUAAUAAAUUUUUUUGAAGGGGGUGGGGAAUGGGGGCAAAAAAUAAUUGGGGGGGGGGGUGCAAAUGCCACCCCCCCCCUUUGCCCCCACUGGCGCCGCCACUGUCGGCACUAGUCUUUGUUUACAGUGAGAGGGGCCAGACUAUAUAAUAAGCUGGUGAAUUAGUUGUUACGGAUUAGUUUUUGCCAUUUAAUAUGUAACGCUAAAAUGUUAAGCCGGUUUUCCACUUGCGAAUUUCUUCGUGCGAAGCGAAUUUGCUAUUGUUUAAAUUGAAAAGAAUUGAAUAAAAAUCUAAUUAGUUCCAGCCGAGAGUUCGUAAGACAAAUGUUCGCGCGAACAAAUUCGCUAGUGGAAAAUAGGCAGAGUUGUGACGGAAAUUGUCGACUUUACUUCGGAAAUUGUCGUUCAUGCCACAAGCACAGAAUAGAUACACAACGUCCGGUAUCUAUUCUGUGCCACAAGGUAUCGUCAUUAAAUGCCACAGAUAAGGUAUCUUUGCCUCACUUUGCAAAAUUACAGUUGGCAACGCUGGUAGAAGUACUCGAAGGAAUUUUCACAGCAAACAGUAAGUUAAUUUUUGUUAUUUCAAUCGAUAGUAUGUUUAUAAUUUGUGAAUCUGUCAUUCAUAUUUAUAAAAACAUUGCUAUUCAUGUCUGCUGUGGACUCUGCCUCGUGUCAAAGAGAUUUUGAUCACGCUUCAUAUAAAGCUUUAUAAUCCUGUUUAUAAUCUAACGUGCUUGCACAGUUGUUGAAUUUUAAUGUACCAUUGUGCGGGUAAAUUAAAAAGCAAGCCCAUUGCUGGCAUUGUACUUCAACUGCCCUAUCAGCUUGCAGGCAUAAAACUAAAAUUAACACCGAAACCAGGCUGGACUAUUUUAUAUCACUAUAGUAGUCACUGACAUCCCUUUGACUGCAAAUAUGGGUGCUAUUAUUGAGAUCUAUUGUUCAAGGAUUGUAUGCCACCACAAUUUCACACACAGUGCAGUGCAAUGGUAGCUCAGCCUGUUUACGCAUAGUUGAGGGAUUUUGUAGAUGGAAAUAAUUGAUAGUUGAAGGAUUUAAUUUGUAGAUGGAAAUAAUUGAGCGGAAAUGUAUUUACAUUUCUUAGACCUAAGCAGGAACAGUUGCGACAAAUCCAACUGUACAUGUAGGUGCAGAUCAGCAAGGACGUAGCGAUCUGGGGGGGGAUGGUGUAAUUCAGGUAAAUUCAGAACCCUGAAAUUCAUGUUUAAAUUUUUGACAUUUUCGAAUAAAAUUUGUGUUAAAAAGUUGUUAUUUUUGUAAAAUGAUAACCAUUUUUGUAAUGCACAUAUCAAUGUAAACCCCGUGGGGGGGGGGAGGCCGGGACAGUACAGGGAGUUUGAUGACAAAACUCAUCCCCUCCCUGGGACGUUUUCUAACUUCCAUGUCCCCAGGAUGGGGCGGUUUGAAUUCCGCCCAGCCUGCUCGCAGGUUGAACUUAUUAAUGCGCAUGAGCAGUGAUGCGUAAAAUUUAAAUCCAGCGUGGUCAUUUGAGCGUAGUCGAAAGCGAGGUCGAAAGUGCUGUUUUGCAAAGCUUUUUACAGUGGUUUUUACGUAAUUGUAUAAAAGGCAAGUUUAAAUUUAAACCAGGAUCAAAGUUAUCUGUUUAUGAAAAUCAGAAAAUAGCAUCGCAUUGUAGCAUCGCCUCCACUGUGAACGGACCUUUAUGUUCAUGCCAAUUCAUAUUAUUAAAAAUGAUUCUCCCUUGUUUUGCUCGAUGUUUAUAAGUAAAUUGGUGUUUUUAAAAAGCUUAAAAUAUGUAGCUCUUCUCCCUUGGGUGGGGAAAGUUACCUUUAUUUGACCAGAAUUUUCUUCCCCCCCCCCUGCGGGCAUUUGAUUAGUUUUCUCAUAUUUUUGUCAAAUCCCCUCCCUAGUCCCGGCCUCCCCCCCCCCCCACGGGAUUUACAUUGAUAGGUGCAUAAAAUCCAGUCAUUUUAAUUAGAUCCAAUUUGUUUGCAAAUUUGCUUUAGAAAAUGCCAGAAAUGCAGUCCUGGAGUUUCAAAAACGUAAAAAAAUUUCAGGGGGAGGACCCCCACACCCCCUUUUCUUUGCAAACUUACAGUAGUAUGACAGUGGAAAUCAAUCAGAAAAAGCUCUAUUAUAAUUAUUACACUUCAGAUAAAUUUUUAGCAUUGGAGUUCAGAUUUCAGGUAAAAUCCUCCCCCCCCCCCAACAUCAGAUGCUUUGCUACGUCUUUGAAGAUCAGUGCAAUCCCGAUACAACACUGAACCUUGCAGCUGUGAGGGUAUAUGAGAAAGCAAACCCACAGCCAUUGUGCUGAGACCAUAUUGACAAGUUUCAAGCUUUCUUUUCAGCAUUUAACAGCAGUGUCAAUUGAGUAGCAUGUUCAUACUUUUACAGCUAGAGUUAAAUGUUGUUUAAAUUUAUACCUGCAUCAUUUCGAAUAUUUCAGUCUUAUGAUCUGCCUUAAAUAUUUUGUUAUUUUUAAACAAUUUGCAGAUAAAAGACGAUUCAAAAUCAUAGUGAUGCAUGACAUCUACAGUGCUUCAAACAACUAAGUGAACACAUAUUCUGGACAAUUUGCUGAUAAUAUGGUGACUGGUGAUAAUAUUGGAUAAUAUAGGAAGAUCAGAAUAUGCAAGUAUCAGGGCAAGUACAACUAUCAGAGAAACGUUUUAGUGGUGAUGACAUGAUCAAUUGGAUGAGUUCAUUAUAUAUUCCGAUGCUGUUAGAUCUUACAAUAAAUACAAAAUGUUUAAAAAUCUAGUAUUAAAUAUUAUAUUAAUGUAGAACUUUGAAUUUAAAGGUUUUAUGAAAUUUGCGAUGCCAGCAAUUCAAGAAAAGCUAAUAACUUUUGAAUCAGACACCAGAAUAUAUUUGUAACAAGUCAAACCAAUGCAAUGAAAUCUUAAUGAAUUACUGGAUUGUUUAGACAUGCAUUAACAAUGCCUCUUACUAUAUUUUUGUAGAGUGAAAUUCUGAAAAACAAUAAAUUGACAUCAUUAGUUGCUGUAUAUGCUUAUUAUUAAAGCAAAACAUUUACUAAUUAAAGUGACUCAAUAAUAUAUUGGCUGUACCAUUGCUAUCAACCAAAUGUUGCUUUUAAAUCGAGUGAUUGUUGUAGCCAUUUGUUCGCAUUGUAAGAAAGAUACUGCAUCUGUCUUAUUUUGACCAUUAUUCUUUUUUAUUAUUUACUUAAGAAAUUCCUGGUUACUUUCUGAUUGGCUAACAGCCAACUGUGAAAUUGUCAUAUCAACUCGAUGGCUAACCAAAUACGGAUUUUUCACAUUCAUAUUAGGAAAAUGACGUCAAAGAGUCAAUAUGAAAAAAAUUUGGACGCGUUUGCGCCAUAUUACUAUGACGACGAGAAUCAUAUUGACUCGCUGACGCCAUUGAUAUGACGCAACGACGGCUGCCGAAGGACUAAGGAAUUGUUUUUUCUUAAUACAAAUAAAAUACAAAUGUUUGUUUUGAAUUUUUUAAAUAAAUAAUAAAACAAUUAUUGAAUUCGGUUUUCACACAAUAUGAAGAAUUAUCAAGCCCUCAGUUUGCCGUUAUCAACCUCAGCCUUCGGCUUCGGUUGAUAACGGCAAACUUCAGGUUUGAUAAUUCUUUAUAUCGUGCUCAACCUCAUUCAAUAAUUGUUAAGUAAUUAUUAAUUUUGUAUCACAAUGAAUGUUUGUGCUGAAUGUUUAUGACAAUGUGAACUCCAGCUGUUUUAAACAGGCUGAAUAGGCUAGCCACAUGUACGCAGUGCGUACCUGUUUUUGUACAUUUUUAUUAUACAAUUAGCACAAUUCUUAGACUAUUGAACUUUGCAGUUGUGUAGCCAUUUUCGCUUUUUAAAAAUUUGUAAUACAGCUGUAAUUCUUUUGCCAAGAGCAGUAUUUAAAGUCUAUUAUUAUGAUACCGAAGGUCGAGCCCAAUAUUGAAGUCGAGACUUAAUAUUUUGCCAUAUUGGGCGACAAUGAAUUCAAACAGGUGUUUUAUUAUAUCGAACAUAAAAGUUCUUUGUAAGCGAUAACAUAUUACAGCCAAAAUAAUACACGUGGGCGGCGAAUUUGAUUAAAUCACUAAACAAGAAAGUUACUAACUUCGUGCCGGUUGUAUAAAACUCUUAUACUUUUUAACCCGACUAUUUUGUAUUUAAAUACUAGUAAACUUUAAAAUACGCGAUCUUGAUUAGUUAACUUACGCACCAACUGUAGUUAAUUUUUAAUUACUUUUUUAUACUAUUGGCCCCUAGUUUUCAACAACAAUUCUACAUAAAAAAAACUCAAUUCCAUUCAGUAAGUCUGUUUUAAAGGUGAUGUGACCUAAUUUUAAUGAAAAAUUAUAUAUCACUAACCUGGCGAUUGUUGUAAACGAAUAAAUUUCGCAAAGACAAGUUUUUCCGCGCUUCUAUAAUUUUCACCAAAGCUGCAGGGUAGAAAUAACUGUGCCUAAAUAAUGUUCCAAAUCCUUUUCAUUACUUUGCGAUCUCAUUUGUUUUGUGUUUGAAAUUGGCAAAGCACCUGAAAAGGUUUGAUCAACCAGGAAAACAGCCAUGUUAAGCUACUGUUCAAUAUAUAUGCUCCUGUCCUACAUCGUAAAAUGUGGGACAAACACGUUACCCUGUUGAAGACUCGUGAUUGGUCAAUUGCAUGCAUGUGAGCAUUUAAUAACAGCUCAUUUAGUCGUGUAAAGUGAGUAGCGAAAGUAAGAUGGAUUUUUGAUUGGAGAAUACGUAUCAGACGAAUUUUUUUCAUCCGUCUGUAGUUAAAAUCUGACCAUUCUCUUUUUGAUUUAGGAAAUGACAAUCCAAUGCUUGUUUCUGCGUCAUGGGAUGGAACUUUAAAGAUUUGGGAUGCUAAAAAGCAUAAAGAAAUCCAUACCCUCCGUGGUCAUGAAGGCAAGAUCUAUAGUGUUGCUGUGAGUUCUGAUACGAAGCGUAUUAUCUCCGGGGGUCAGGAUAUGAUUAUGAGAUUGUGGUGUUUCCACACUGGGGAAUUACUUUCCUGUUUUGAAGGUCAUAGCAGGCCAAUCAAGUGAGUUCAUAGACCUUGGCACCUUUCUGACAGCGGUACCAUUCUCCCAAUAGGGACCUUUAGCAUGAUGGACGGCAACGCGAAGAUCAAAACAAAAUCCUUCAAAUAAAUAACUUUAAGGAAAACUUGUCGUCUAUUAUUCGUUGUACGAAUUUAAUACAGUUUUAGGAGGUUAAGACGGGAUUUAUAUUUGAGAAGACUUCUACUAAGCCAGUUUGCCGAGGACCACUUCUCGCGCGUUGUAUACAAGACGUAAAAUCAUUAGUUUGUUAUUUGUAAACAGAGCGAGGAAGACAUUUAAAACUCCCAAGGGACAUUUACAGUAAUCAUUUCUUUAUAACCCUAUCAUGAAUUUCAUUGUAUUAAUAGCGGUCGCCGUCCUGCUAGCUAAAGGUCCCUAAUAUAUGCAGUUGUCAGAUUAUAAUUUCACCGCAGUGUGUGCUUCCAUGCAGUUUUACUCUACCAAACGCCACUGCACACGUUCUCUGGGUACUCUGGUUGGCUUCCUCCACUAGUCACAAUAAAGAGCAGCACAAUCUGGUUUCCCUCUGCAGUACAACUCGGCCAAUUGGCAAUUGACUUUUACUGGACCUCUAGGGAGAAUAGUUUAGAAGUGAAAAAAUAUCCAGUCCAAAUGCAGUGACUUUUGUUGAGGUUUUCAUCUGUAGACUGUAGUAACACUUGAUUAAUAUGAAAUUGCCCUUACUCGACCUCUACCAGGUCAGUUUAGAACGGACGGACCUGUCUUGUAUAAAUAAAGUUCGUUUUUAGUUACGGUUCGCUCAAUAGAAACACUAUAGGCUAACAAGGAUAAUCCUCUUUGCACCUCCAGAGAGAAUAAAUGACAAAUAAAAUAAGUUUAAAUCGACAAUCACCUUCUUGCAUUUCAGUUCUCUCUCGAUAACUUCUGAGAAGUUCAAGGCGGUAUCUGGCUCUUCGGAUGGUAGUUUCAGAGUGUGGAAUCUGGAUACUAGCGCACACUUGAAACAAGACAGGUCACGCGGUCAUUCAAAGUCGGUCAUUGACAUUGCAGUGACACAUGAUGGCUCGAGAUGUGUUACCGCUUCCUUUGACGGCUUUUUCAAAGUAUGGAUGUGUGAAAACGAAAAGGAAUGCUUUACUUUGAAAGGUAUUAUAAACAAAAUUGUCUAUUUGAGCCGGUUUUCUUCUUCAACCGUAACGAGAUGUUACGUAUUCUUUUAAGUCUGUUACAAACGAGCUCGUUUUCUAUGAUAAGUUUUCAUAUGACAAGCUUUAUUUACCUGCCUGUAAUGGCAACUUUGCAUAAUUUUUUUCAUGACAAGUACAGAUGUUGACUUGUCUUCGAAAAACUUGGCAAUGUUUAAAUUUUGGUCGUCUGUAUGGGUCAACAAAUAAAAUUUGACAAAGUUAUUUAAGCACUUCCAUGCGGUGGACAGCGAUAAUGAUGUGGUUAUUAUAGAUGUGUUUGAAAUUUUCAUCCAACAAAAACCCUUCUCAACCGUUAGUUCUAUCGAGCGAGAUGCCCAAAUUAACGAUAAUGAUAUUAGGUAUGUCGUAAAAGACAUCACCUACCAGGUUCGUUUGGUUAAAUAUAUUGAAAGAAAAUAGUACGAAACGCUGUGUUUAAGAGUUAAAAACAGCACUGAAAGGAAAAAAAAAAUGUCUUGUGACCAAGGCACAGCUAAUCUAAACUAAUUGUCUAAAUAUCAAUGUUUCUAAUCUAGUAUUAUUCAACAGUUAUCGUGGCGGCCAGACAACCAAAAAUUUAUCAUAGAAAAUUUGUUGUACAUACACACGCGCAAUUAGUACUUAAAAACUUGUGAUAGAAAACUUGCUCGUCUGUAACAGGCUUUAUUUCCUGACAACUAAUGAUAUGGGCGCAAAAGAAAAUCGGUAAGAUACCGUUGAAGUGGAGAACAGCCUUAUUUUUAUACGAGACAAGAACCAUCUGUCUGACGGAUCUCUCUUAACGAAACCGUGUUUUAUAAGUUAUUGAAUAGGGUUAAUCUAUACUGCUUAAUGUUGACACAUUGCAGGGUAGGAGGACAAUGCUGAGGAUAGCGGAGUUUAUGUGACUUUAACCAUAGAUUUAAGCAGGAACGCUCCGGACAUGAGCGAAAAUAUGCAAAUGAUGUUUACACUGUCUGCCUUGCUUUGGUCUACAUUUUGCUAAAGUAAACAAUAUUUGGCUUAAGCUAAAGUCUAAGAUUUCUUGCUGUGUAAACGUAUCACAAUUGCCUUAGCUCAGGCCAGGCAAAAGGUAGUGUAACCCGUGUUCCUAUCGAAUAAUAACACCGGUCAAGAAAGACAGAAAGUUAAAUUAAACUUGUUUUAUUCACAUAAUUUCGCUUUAAAAUAUAAAACUAAAUAUUCACCCAAAGGCUAUCGUUUCAACUUCGAGCAUGCUGCUCUCUUCACUUUCUGUCAUGUGACACAAUGGAACUAAGCUAAACUAAACUAAAGGGGGGAGGGGUAUACUUUAAAAACCCAAAACGGCUAUUCCCCUCACACUCUCCCCCACUUUAAGUGUGUCCAUCCGCACGCUAUUCCAACGAAACACGCAUACUAUUGUCUAUAGGGUGAUCAAACCUAAACAAAUCUAAAUGCAAGUUUUAUCUGUUACUAUACUAGCGCCGUCCUUGUUUAAUACAGUUCAGAGACUGUUCAUUUUUUCUUUGCAUCUUUUAUGCAGCAUCACAAGUUCAAUUUUUUUUCUUCAUAAAUACCUAAUAUUAACUAAAGUAUCUGAUAAACCAUCUAUAUCCCGUAAUUACAGCCUUGAUGUUUUCAGUAGGUACCUCCUCCGUGCACAUUUCUCGGUAAUUUGCCAAGUCUACAGGCAUCCUUGACAAAGCAUCUGCAUCUUGGUUAUUACGCCUCGGGCGGUUUGGUUAUUACGCCCCGGGCGGUACUUUAUGUCGAAUGUGAAAUCCGCGAGUUCGGACACCUAACGAUGACCCGUUGCAUUUAAUUUAGCUGUUGACAGUAUGUAUGUGAAUGGAUUAUUAUCUGUACAGAUCGUAAAGUUCGGGGCAUAGUAUAAAAUGUCUCGAAAGUGUUCGCAGACAGCCCACUUUAAGGCUAAGAAUUCUAACUUUCCAGCAUGGUACCUUCUUUCUGCAGGGCUUAGGGAUCUCGAACCAUACCCGAUUACUCGCAUAUUUCCCUCUUACAUUUGAUACAACACAGCGCCAAGUCCCUUAAGUGAUGCAUCUGGUUGACUAUAAUCUGGGUAACCCAGGAUGAGACAAUCAAUUCAAUCAAGAACAUUCUGGUGUUGGCUUUGCCACUGAAUUGGUUGUGAUGAUAGUACACUGUUUUUCACAUUACUCGAGUUAGAAUUCAUAUUAGGUGGAGCUUGUAACAAAUCGAAUAGUGGUCUUGCGAUUCGUGCAAAGUCCUUAAUAUAUCUCCGAUAGUAGCCGAAAAGUCCCGGAAGUUUCCGUUAUUCGCCAAUUGUCUUCGGUUCUGAGUCCUUUAACGCUCUUACUGCUUCAGUCUUUCCUGGGUCGAGUCUGUACACCUCCGCUGACACAAUCUGUCCCAAAUAGUUAAAUUCCCUUUGAAAGAAAUUGCACUUUUCUGGUUUUAACUUAAUUCCAUUGGCACGUAAUCGUUGCAUAACCAAACGGACAUGCUCAACGUGUUCAUCAAAUGUUUUACUAAAUAUAAUAAUGUCAUCUAAAUAUUGGAUGCAAAUGUCCUCUUUGAGACCCUCUAGGCAGUGUUCCAUCAACCUUUGGAAUUCUCCGGGUGCAUUUCUAAACCCAAACGGUAUGCGAACUCACUCGAAUAAACCCCACGGGGUGAUAACCUUGAUGAUAGGCCUUCCCCUGAUGUCUAUCAGGUACUGUCUUAUUUAGUUGUCUGUAAUCCACGCAUAGUUGAAGGUUCCCAUCUUUUUUUCUGACACAGACCACUGGCGAUGAAUACGACGAACGUGAUUUUUGAACAUAUCCCUUAUUCAGUAAAUCCUCGACAUACUGUUUAACCUCCGGAUAUAGAGGUCGUGGAAUAGCUGUGUAAUUCUUCUGUACUGGAACUGAAUCUGUAAGAUGAAUAUUCAUUUGUAGACCUUUAGCAUCGCCAAUUUCACCAGACUGUAUAACAUCCAUUGGGUUUAUUGAUCUCACCAUUUGAAGCGUUCCUAACACAGUUCUCCUUUUCAAUACAAUAGCACGAUUACUGGGAUUGUUAACUUGAAUACUGACUCGAGCUCCUCUUGACACAACUGUGAGUGUUUCUGGUACUUCUAGUCCAUCCGCCCAAGGACACUCUGGGUUGGGCUCGAAUAACACUGGUACUCGCAUUUCCAAGGGACCAACAUCAACAUGACAAACUACCUUUACCGAUUGACCUGGUUGAAUUACUAUGUCUGGUUUAGUAGUUUUAACAUUACACAAGUCAUAGGUCCUUUCCGAUUGUAAAAAUGCCACUAGAGCCUCAACUUCAGCACGUUCAAUAUCCAUUAAACUACAACAUAGCACAUCCACAAAAGAUGUCUGUUUGCCUGGUUAACUUUCACAGCCGAAUUUCCAGUAAUUUCAUCAAUUACAUUAUACCCCACAACCGGUAAAUCGAGAACAACCUUGCUGAAAAUGGUAUUUUUAACCCAUAGUCACUAUUUGUCCCCAGAAGUGAAAAGUCAAUGUCCACCCACAAUAUGGCAGUGCAGUUCCAUUUGCUGCUUUUAGCUCUAGUUUGUUAACCCCGAGAAGUUCCUCCACUCUCUGAAUUUUUGCCUUUGGCAAAUGUUCCUGAAGCCAAGCACUAGAAACAAUUGAAACUUGGGCCUCUGUGUCCCAGAGAGCAGUUGUCUUCACCCCAUUCAAUGAACAUUGUACAGUACAUUUCCUCCCCACCAACAGUGUAAUGACUGCAUUUUCUCUGGGAGAUAAGUGACAUGCAUAGACACCAUCGUCAACAAAGUUUUCUCUUAACUUUUGUUCAUGAAGGUCUGAUAAUUCAUUACAUGAUGUUUUAUGUUUAUUCCAUUGUUUACGUUGGCAGGCUUGGGAACAGUACCUGAAAAAUGUACACUUACUACACUGUUUAAAUGGAGUGUACGUUUCACUCACUGUGCAAAAUGUACAAGAAUGGGACAAACCAGUUUCACGUGCUACUCCCCGUCCCUUGGUCGUAGCCGUUUCCCGUUUCCCUGGUUCUUCUUACACCCUCUUGCAAAAUGUUCAAUUGAUCCACACUUAAAGCAAUGGUCACAUACCUGUUCACCAGACUAUUUACAUGAAUCACAUUGAACUUUCCUUUGCUUUUGUCGACUGUGCGAUGGUCCAUUAUCAGCUCCCACCUGACUUUGUUGUGACCGGUAGAAUUCUUUCUUUAACGAUGCCAAAUCAGAUUGUACCGAUUCCAGAGUUGCAGUCAACUUGUCUUUAUUCUGUCAAAUUCUUCUUCGACUUCGUGCUUUUUUUCUUACUGGCAGGAUCUUCACUGUCGUUUUGACUUGCCCAACCGGGUUAGUCACCAUUUGAUUAACUUGAGCACCUUUCUUGACUCCAGCCAUCUUGUUUUGUCGCUCCGUUUCUGCCUACACGGCAACAUUAACUCGUUCCAUUAACUCCUCGUCAGUAACUCCAGGUUUUUCCAAGAAAGGACGUAACUUAGCCCGUAUUGAUUCUUGCUCCAUCCCUGUCUCAACAACCUGCAAGAAUAGAGAUUGUACCAGUGAUUUUUCAUACUUGACAACACUAUCGUCCGCUUGACAUGCAAAUAUUACUUGCUGACGAAGGUUCAUAGCUCUUAUUAAGAAGUCCUGUGCCGACUCCUUUGGGCCCUGACAUAGUGAAGUUGAUUCUUGUUACAUUUCUGUUCCAGAUUUUCAUGUGCCCGUAAGAUUUGCUUUAAACGAACUAACGACAUAUUGUUCAUCAUUUCGAGAUACGAUCGAAGCUUCAAGUUUGGACUCACAGCUCUAAUAACUGCUUCGACAAUCACAGACUCCUUAUAGCCUGAUUUAAUUCCAGUUUCAAUCUGUCUGGACAGACUGACAAAAGACAAGCUGUCCCUUUGUUUGUCCCCACCAUUUACUCCGAUCAUCUUAAAAUCACGCUUUAGUGCUUUUACCAAAUCAACAUUUAAUUUAUCAACCAGAUCUUUUGAGGUGUUUGAGACAGUUUCCGAAUCAGUUUUGCUCGUUUGUACUCCGUCCUCAUUUUCCUGCAUUUUCUCACUUGUUUCAUCUGGAGUCUCUAAUGGGGGUGGCUCGGGUGUCACCAUCGUAAUAUAGCCCUCAAGUAAAGCUUUCUUGUCACCCGAUUUCUCCAGAUUUGCUUCGAUUUUCUGACGAACUCCCUUAGAUAAUUGAAUUUUUGUUAACCCUUCACUAUUUACUUUUACGUGCUGCGCUAAUUCCACGAGUGCUUCCAUCGUGAGUCCACAAAUUUCCGACUCUAGCUUCAGCUAUAACACUUCAAUUUCCUCGUCAGCUUCCGCCAUAGCGAAGUAUCAAAAGAUCACACAACGUACACGCAAAAAUCCCUUACAAACACGACCAAAUUUUACUUAAUUUUUCUAAAAAUUCGUAUUGUUUACUUCCCAGUACCAACACCGUCAUAUUCAGCAGAAAAUCCGCAUUUAACAAGCCUUCAAAACCGUAUUUUUACAACUAAAACGACAGAAUAUAAACCCGUACUCAUGCCUUGACGAAAUAUAUCCACAUCUUUGCACAGUAUUUUCAACGUUAAAAUCCCUUUGUGGGUCCUGGCAGGAUCGCCAAAAGGUAACCCGUGUUCCUAUCGAAUUGUAAAACCGGUUUAUUCAUAUAACAACUUGUUUUAUUCACAUAAUUUCGCUUUAAAAUAUAAAACUAAAUAUUCACCCAAAGGCUAUCGUUUCAACUUCGAGCAUGCUGCUCUCUUCACUUCCUGUCAUGUGACACAACGGAACUAAGCUAAACUAAAGGGGGGAGGGGUAGUACUUUAAAACCCCUAAACGUCUAUACCCCUCACAAUAGCAGUUUGAACGCGGCUUUUGUAUAAACACAAGGAAAAAUCGCAGUCUAGCUAGACUAGCGCUAUUUAGUAUAAUAUAGUAAUAAAUCCUCCUAUAGGAACACCAUACGCUUUAUAUUUUCAGUUCGUAUUUUCCGUAUUUAUAUAGUAUACAUGCACAUAGAUUGAUCAACCGUUUAGAAAAUGAAUUACUGUUGUAAAUUUCUGUAUAUGCGCCGAUAGUUGACGGACGUCUGUGUUUUGCGUUAAUACACAGACUAAUGAUCAGACCUACUCCCUUCCCAAGUUUGUCCAGUUUCCAGACGGUUAUUAUAGGGACUUUCAGAUUGACGUCUUUUCACGAAUACCUCAAACGGCUAGCUAUCGCGUGACUACAUUCCCGCGAUGGAUUUUCUGUAAAUUUUCAGGUUUCCAACUUGAGCAAAUUGUUUUGACCUAUACAGAAAAUAUCAAGCUUUAUCAGACAGACAGAUAGACUUUAUUUAAACACGCUGACCCCGUCAACCGAAGCUGAUUUCCACGAGGGGCGUGCGAAAAGUAUACAGAAAAGAAUUUUAAAACUAUUUACAAAAUUAUAUAAGAUAUAUAGUAUUAGUUAUACUUGAGUCAAGGCGAGUCUCAUUGAAAGCAAUAAGAUCAAUGAAUUUGUUUGACAUUGAAUACCUUAUUUCAUCAAUAUUUUUUGGCAAACUAAAAAUGUUAAGAAAAGCCAUUUUAAAACCUCUUUCAUUGGGAAUGGAAUUAAGGCUAGUGAAAAAAUCGCUACUCACAUUGUUUACGGAAAUAGGACUAUCUAAUUCUUCAUUAUUUGAUUCACAUAUUUCAAGUACAUUGUCCAUUCUCUGUUCCGAUGUCCACGAGCUUGGUGAAAAAACUGCCUGUUAUUACCUACUCUAAACGAUUUCAGAUAUGUGCAGAAAACACUCCCUAGCACCCUAUUACCUUGUUGGUUUAAGUGCAAAUUAGAGCGAUUUAGUAACGACCUGUCAAUGUGGUCAUUAUCUAAAAAUGUGGUAUUAUGUUUCAUGCAUAAGUUUUUAACCAAGAUUUUAAAGCGAGUUAUCUUGCUAGCCGGAACUCGGUUAUCAUACCUUUUAAUUACACUUGAGAUGGCAAUUUUCUUGGCGUGAUCUUUGAGGUCUUUGAUAAGCCCAUCCAUCUUAGAUGCCACUUCUUCUGGCUCUUCAGAAGCGAGGUUAUUGGUGCCCACGUGAAGGAGAACUGUGUCAUACUGCUCCCCUUCUGACCAAUAUUCUUUAAUUUUAGAACUGAUUUGUUCCACUCUUGCGCCGCUGUAAGAGUGGACGACUGAUUGGCAACCUGCAGCUCGCUCAAUUUUCACCCGAUCGAUGUGUUUCACCAUCGAGUCGCCGAUUACCAGGACUUUUUAAAUUUCUUUUCCUUUUUCGGAUCCGGUCCUCUUUGCAUGGACAUGGUUCUUCUUUUCCUUCUGCUGCGCAUGAGUUUGGUUUUUUUGGUUUUCAAACUUCGAUUGUGCCUUUGAGUUAUAUAGUAUUAUUAACUGGAAUAAAUGCUUGUAAUAUUAUCUUAACUUCAUAUUGCACCAAAUUUGAAAGACGAAAAACGCAAAACUAUCUCCCUCCUCUGCAGCCCUUGGAUAUGCCUUAUCCAAAAGAAGGUCGAAAGAAUGCUUAAUUGACGAAAUAAUGCUAGAUCGUUGAUUUCCUCUCCGCAUUUUGAAAAACCUGCUCCGAACUUUCCCAGAAAGUGUAUAAUACCAAGACGCUGAUACCAGUAACAUAAUAUUGUACAUAAUAGUACCAGUAACAAAAUCUACAAAAGGUUAUAUUGUUUAAGGUUGAGAAAUAUCAUGACAUUUCAACAGAGAAAUGACCCGCCGAAGUUGUACUUCGACAAUAACCACAUUGAUCAACACUCAACACAUUUUUUUACAGACACUGUAAUCGAGAAUAUUGAUUAUUAGAAGCGCAGAGAAGGUUGUAACCCAAAAUUGCCACAGAUUUUCUACGCCAGGGUUGUACUAGCUUUCAAAAAAAAAUUGUGGAGGCGAAUUUGUGUGAUGAUUUUUGUUUAGAAAGUGUUUAGAAAGUGUCGCACAUAAUGUGCAGUAGUGUUUACCUCACACCGUAUCGAAUUUCAAAAGCUGGUAUUGCCUAAUUGCCCAUCCUUACUGUUAUUCUGUGUUGCUUUAGCUCAGCGAUUAAAGCCUCUACCAAUGGCCUCUACUGAGGAGAGAGUACAGCUGUCAAAACAAGAAGGGGGUCUAUACUCUAAACCAUCUAUGAUUUUGUACUUCAAUCUCGAUCUUCACAAAAUUUAUUGCUUCUGCAGGACCGGUUGUUCAAAAGGUGAUUAGCGCUAAUCCUGGGUUAACUUAAAAUUCAAGCAUACUUCCUAACAGCUUGUUUUUAAAUUUCGAAAUAUUUCUGCACAAAUCAUUUCUGGAUCAAUAGGAGUUUUCUUUUCUGACUUUUUGAAAUAAAUGGACAUGCGGAAAUAUGCAAACUAAAACAGUGGGUUAAAUUUUAACCCUGGGUUAACGCUAAUCCACCUUUGAACAACUGGUCCCCGGGCGUCUAAACUCAAACUGCAUCUCUAAUGUCUUAUUCUUUUACCUAUCCAUCACUAGAUCUCAAGGGAUAUCCAGUAAAUGUUGCAAUCUCCGCUGAUGAUCGCCAUGUUGUGUCGCUAUCGUCAAAUUCCUCGUCAUCCUCGAUAAAGGUAUGGUAAUGGC